Molecule: messenger RNA, 2155 nt
Organism: Daldinia caldariorum
Lineage: Eukaryota; Fungi; Ascomycota; Sordariomycetes; Xylariales; Hypoxylaceae
Exons: 4
Coding region: 726-1868 (380 amino acids)
Source: RefSeq, a predicted model, not a curated record
GUAGUAUACGCCCUACAUUACGCAGUGUGGUUCCACACCUUCAACACCUAAUUUUAGCGAUUUAAACCAUCCCUUUUCCUCCACCAACACCUCCUAUACCUCCUACUACAUACCACCUACCACCUCCCACCUCCACAUCCCGCCCUAGAGAAGCACUGCAACACAAGCCAUGCGGCAACAAGUAGUAUUAUUACUCUGGAAGGAUUCACUAUCAUAUAUGUGCGUAGUGGCAUUAGAGGAGUCUGCUCGACUAGCAUGAUCGUAUCGGAAGGAUUACUUUUCAACGUUACACAUCAUAUCAUCUAAUGCAAAAUGGAAGCUGAAGGAUGCCUUGGAACUCUUGGAUGGUUCGUCUUGAAUAUGAUUCGGUCCUUCCAAUCGUUUUAAAGUGCCUUUAUAGGUAUGCUUUCACAUAGCUUGCACGAUCAUGAUUCGACAUCGCUCCUAGGGCUUAUCCCGCCCCCUUUUUAUUAGACCUACGUGCAGUAGUGUAUCUAUUAACCAAAGGCGCCAACCUGCUAAGAAAAGUCCUAUUGGCAAGCUUAUUAAUUAUUGUUACUCGCCGUAAGCCACCUAUCCAGUUAUUCAGUAUUCAGUAUUCAGUGUACGACUGUUAGUCGAAAAACACCGAGAAUCUUACACAAGCCCCAACACAAUACGUCUGCUGUCACCAACAAUUCCAAAGGCGCAGUUGGAAGCUUUCUAGAACUUAGCUUCUAUAGAACAUGGCAGCUGUACCACCAUCUCCAGAUCAGUUUCCACCUGGAUACCUUGAAGAGGAUCAUGGUGGCCGAGUGAUUGCUGCAGUUACCACUAUUCUAGUUGUAACCACCGUUCUGUUCGCUCUGCGACUAUGGGCAAGAAGCUUAACGACAGCGAAGCGAGGAUGGGACGAUCAUGUAUUGAUUCCGUCUUAUAUAUUCCUGCUUGCACUACUGGGAAGCCUGUACGCCGAGGUCGCUCAGGCUGGAUUAGGUAGACACACCGUUGCAGUUGUUAUGGAAGACCCCAAUAAAGUGACCAAAUAUCUGCUGCUACUGUAUCUUUUGGACUGGUUUUACGUCCCGUCCAAUAUGCUAUCUCGAAUCUCGGUAGUUAUUCUGUACCUGCGCAUCUUUACCGAUAAGUGGGCACGAGCUGCCUGCUGGGCCGUCAUGGGAUUUCUGAUAGCGAAUUGCGUCGCUACUGUCAUCGCCGCUCAGCUAGAAUGUACUCCGCUCGCCUACACCUGGGACAAGAGCAUCGAGGGCGGAACAUGCUUCAACCAGAUACUAUGGUAUCAGGUUACCAACUUCCCCAACAUUAUAGGCGACAUUAUGAUCAUGGUCCUACCUAUCAGAACAGUCUGGGGACUGAAAGCGUCCGUUGGGAGAAAGGCUGGAAUUGCAGCAGUCUGUCUGCUGGGUAGUAUCGGCAUGAUAGCUUCAUGUGUGCGUACCAGCGUCUUCUACAUACAAGGGGAUGUUAUUCGAAACGACCCAACGUUUGCCGACGAGGCAUUUUCAUGGACGGCAAUCGAAUGCGGCAUGUACUUCUCGGCUGCCUGUCUGAUAGGGCUACGACCACUUCUCUCCCGCCUGCCACACUUUGUCAAAUCGCGCGUCCUGAACGCCUCUGACAAUGCCGGAGGAACAUACGCGCAUCAAACGGAUAAACUACGCUUGGGCAGACAUCACCACAGCCACUACUCUAGCAUUAUCGGCGACGACGAGACGGCCCUACGGAGUCGGAGCGAGAUCCCGCUUCGGCCUACGAUACCGGCUGCGCACUUCAGCCAUGAUCCCUUCGCUAAAGAUCUGAGUAGCAGCGAAAUACGCGUAGAGACGAAUAUCGAGAUCAGGAGGGAUUUCGACCGAUCCUACCCUUGAUAUGAUUGAUUGGUAUGAUUUUGGUAUGGUAUUCUGUAUUGUUAGUAGUUUUAGCGGCUUGAUAUUAUUACGUCUCAGUGUAUGAAUAAAAUUAAAUGUACAUGAUUUAAAGGAUAUGUAUUUCGAUAAUAAAUCGAAGUGAACUCUGUAAUUUAGUUCCGAGGAAGAAAAGGGGGGUGGGGGUGCUGCCAGCCUCGUGCCUCUCAACACCCCAUACAACCUAAGGUACUUGAUAUAACCAUAUCGACAUUAAAAAAUAUAAAUAAUAAAAGAGGCAUUGCCAUGAA